AUGCAACUGGUGUUUGAAGAAGUAGAAGAUCAGAAGACUUGUUAUUCGUUCAGUGUUGUAUUUUCGCGCCAAAUAGUUGAAAGUGCCAUAAUUCUACUGCAAGCUUCUCAGUACGCUGAACUUAUUGUUGCCUUGUCGGACAAAAAGUUGCGGUUUUUUGAUGCUGAGAAGUUGGAGUGUUCAAACUUGCGGUCGACAAUGGAUGGAGUCUCCACUUUUUCCAUUGUUGAUAGCAACCUCUCGACUGAGCGACAUUCGAUCCUUGCUGUCUGCAACGAGAACCAUAUUCUUCAUGUCUAUAGAGUUCUAAAGUCACGUUUGGACUUGGUGAAUACUGUCAACCUCCCGUCUUUGGCACUUGCGGUGAGGUGUCUCGAUAGCUAUGCGAUUAUCGCGACCCAUACCAAAUAUUUGGGCGUUAAUCUUAAAACAAAAACAUAUAAUGAUAUAUUUGAUCGUAGUGGUAGUCGUGUUCAGCCACUGAUAGAGUCUGUGUCCAAGUCCCUAACACAAAUCCUUAGUAUUAACCAGCAAAAGCAGAUUCAGACGUUGGUUGUGGAGAACGUUUGUGCCGCGUGCAUUUCUUUAAACCGAAGCAUGAUCUUUGUGGUAUCGCAUGAUGCAGCCAGCGGCCCACGUAUUCGUGUCGUCCGACCAGAAACUUGGGACCUUGAGGCUAAGCGACUUAUUCUAGCUGGCUGCCUUUCCGACGUCUCUGAUCUUAUCCACAAAGAAUACGCAAAAUUGGUUGAUUUGUGCAACCACCGUCCUGCUACCAGUAGCGGAGCAAAAAAUAUAUUCAAUGCGCGAUCAAGGCGGGUUUAUACCUUGAUGGGUUUCUACUUAUUUGAAAUGGGUCAACUAACUCAAUCAAGGGGAUAUUUUGAAAAAUCUUCUCUGGAUAUCAGAGAGUUGCUGUGCCGUUAUGUGGAUUUGCUCCCCCGUAACUAUGAUUAUUCUGCUGAUCCGAAUUUGAACAUGACAGCACUUGACAAAGCGGUCACAGACACAUCGGGCGGUGGACUACCGCGCAACAUCUUCGAUUUGAGCGAAAUUUUGGGCAUUUCUGUCAACAAAUUCCGAAAAUUCCUCCUGGAUUUUCUACUUGAAAAUCGUCGUGGAAAAAUCUUUUGCAAACACAUCCAGGGGCAUCCAGAUGGGUGUGUUGGUGGAACUGGGUCCCGGGGUGUCCUCAUUUAUUGGGUGCUGGGAGUUAUUGUCGCUAUUGCCUCUUUGAACUCUUCCUACCCACGGGCGCCAAUACUCUAUAUCUGCUGUACAGAAGGCUUCGCCUCCACCGCCUAUGCAAAAUAUUUUGUCCUCAUGUACACAAGCAGCGAAAUCAGCUCUUUCGGCUAUGGCUGGCAUCAACUCCCACACACCCUCUCCGGGGGCAUAUCUUUCCACAGUGCUGCUGUAACCCAAUGCUACGACCGGUGUUGUCAUUCUGGUCGAGUUAUCUCCCCCCCCACCGAGAACGUACAGGUGGUCUUGGUAGCAAACUGCGCUGGCAUAGUAACGAGGCGUGGAGUAAGUCGGAACAAUGUGUCCGAGUUCUCCGACUGUACACUGAUCCAUGCCUCAAUCACAUCUACUACCUCUGAUUCAGAGCGGACAUUUAACCUGUCCGAGGCAAGAAGUAGUUCGAGUUCGGCGGCACUAAAGUGCUCAAAACCCUUUGCAAGUGGGCUUAAUGUUGUUGAGGCUGCAAUUCUAAAACUCUGUGUGCAGUUAGUCGAAAAUGGUUCCUGUAUCCGCGAUUUGGGCUAUGCGAGUUGGGAGGAGUUGGUUAGUUCCUUGUCGAACGUUGAUGUCGUAGACCUCUUGCUCUUUCUCGAAGAGCAUUGUGAACAUCAUGUCAAGGCAUUGUUGUACCGAUGGAAUGGCAACGUUGAGGCAGCUCUUGAUAUUUGGAGGAGUCUAGCACUUGAGACCACGACUGACGCAAAUUUCCCUGGUCCAGGGUUUUUUACGGAUGCGCUGUUCACUACUUUGACAUCGCCAGACGCGUAUAACAAUGGCGUCUCCUCUUUUCCUCACUACCACACGGUAUCAGAGGGUGUUGUCACUGAACCUGCCUUAAUAGGCAGCACUGUGUAUGCAGAACUUGUUGCGCGUCACCUACAGGAUCUCCUAUAUGUUGAUGGGGAGCUCGCUUUGGAUCUGGCGAAUGGUCUGUUGCAACGCCUUGCCUGUAUCACUGAGUGGAUUGAUGCUGGUGUCUCCGCUACCACUACCAAUGAUAAGGGCCCCACUUUCGUAUUCGCGCCCACCAGUCUUCUCAAGUGUCUCCUCCCGCGACACCCCAGUUUAGCGGAAAACUACCUUUGGUGUCGGAUCUUCAAAGCUGGUGAUAAGGAGCCUUCAAGGCAUACACUCCUCGCUGAGUUGCAGAUGGAACUCCUUCUCAAGUAUGCCGAAGCCAACGAUGUCGAACACCUUGAGAAACAAAGACGCCGCUUCCAAUGGACUCUUUCUCAGUUAGAUGACUGUCAAACGGACAAACUUCUGGAUACUUUAAAGUCAUCGCCUUUGGCCUUCCACUUCACAGAGGAAUACGUUACUCUUUUGGGCAAACUUAAGAAAUACAGUGAAGCAUUGAAGUUUCUUUUGCUGGAAAAGCGUGAUCUCAAUGCUUGUCUGCGAUUUUGCUCAUGGUGUGCUAAAUUAGAGGCACGGGAGAAGGUAGCCGAGCAAAGUGCUCUUUGGUGUCACAAAAGUACCAAUGCUUCUAAGAUCUCCUUUCAUCCACCGACUCCGCACGUAUAUACCGUUCUAGUGAAACUCCUUAUCUGCAGCUCGGACAAGCUCCUAUCCGGGGAAUUAAAAAAACUGUUGAAGGAGGAUAUUCCAAACCUCGAUUUUGCGGAGAUCUGCAAAAACCUCCCCGAGGAUUGGCCUCUCGAUAAUACCACUUCCACAUUCCUGACACGUGCGAUCAGAUCGACACUGACACGAGUGUCAACUUCUAACAUGGAGGUAGGUUUGGUUAGUCGCCUUGCUUCUGCAUCACGAACAGAGGCAGUGGCCUCCGUCUCACACGGUCUCCUUGUAACCGAGACAUCAAUCUGCGCCCAUUGCCAUCUUCCCCUAAACGCUUACGGCUCUCACCGGCCCUUCGCUUGGAUCCUCACUCUAGGUCAUUCUCCUUCUAAUGUUGUUCACCUGCACUGCCUCCAAGCGGACAACAUACUAUGA
Hydatigera taeniaeformis is the source of this 3198-nucleotide messenger RNA. The record is from the annotation of a GenBank genome assembly. Lineage: Eukaryota; Metazoa; Platyhelminthes; Cestoda; Cyclophyllidea; Taeniidae.